Capsella rubella is the source of this 1457-nucleotide messenger RNA. RefSeq names its product F-box protein At2g21930. Gene Ontology annotation, molecular function: protein binding. The record is from RefSeq and is a predicted model, not a curated record. Lineage: Eukaryota; Viridiplantae; Streptophyta; Magnoliopsida; Brassicales; Brassicaceae. The coding region runs from base 72 to 1262 and encodes 396 amino acids. The transcript has 2 exons.
AGCUUAUUUAUUUCUUCUUCUCUUGGUCCAGAAGAUAUUUGCUACCGAGACUGUUCGUUGGUAUCUCCGCCAUGGAAAUACAUGUAGAAAAGAGCAAAAUCUCAGCUGAUUUGAGAACAAGCAGAGGAAACUUUGAUCAGAUUCCGUUUGAUCUCAUCCCUGAAGUAUUCAAAGGAUUACCCGUUAAAGCCCUAGCGAGGUUCCUUUGCGUAUCUAAAGAAUGUGAAUCCAUCAUCCGCAACCGAGAUUUCAUGAAAUCGUACUUGGUCAAGUCGAGUUCGAGUCGUCCCCGAAGCCUCGUCUUCACACUCAAAGAUACCAAGUUACGUACCUGGAAGCAUUUCUUCUUCUCAGUGAGUCAACCCCAGAACCGAGGUGCAUCAUCUUCAUCUUCUUUUGUAGCAACUUACCAUAUGAAUUGCCAUUCUCAACCGUACACAACUUAUUCUGCCUCUGUUCAUGGUUUGAUUUGCCAUGGACAUCCUUCUAAACUCAUGGUAUAUAACCCUAGCACUAGAGGAUCCAUUACUUUGCCUAGGAUCGAUUCUGAGAGGGUAGAUAUGCACCACUUCUUGGGGUAUGAUCCCGUCAGUGGUGAUUACAAAGUGUUGUGUUUUACGCCUGACGACGCUUUCGCUUUUGGUCAGAGCUUUCGGGUUUUGACAUUGGGAAAGGAGAAUUCUUGGAGGAUUGUUCAAGAUUACCCUCUUCAUUUUCUUGAUCAUCCUUAUUCUCCUGAUAUAUGUAUCGAUGGUGUCUUGUAUUAUGGUGUUUGUCUUGACAAUGAAGAGACUCAUGCAGUUAUGUGUUUUGAUGUUCGGUCGGAAAAAUUUGAUCUCAUCAAGUUACCAGAUAUUACAAGCAGAAUCUCGUGUCUAAGGCUGACAAGCUACGAAGGAACACUUGCAGUCUUGUUCACGGGAGAUUCUCGUGGUAGAUUUAAUUUGUGGGUUCUAAAGGAUGCUGUGAAACAUGAAUGGUCGAAAAAUGAGUAUGUGUUGCCUCCAUCGGAUGGCGAGACUUACGAUCAUUUUCGUCCUUUUUGUGUUGCUAAUGGAGGUGAAGUUGUUUUGGCACCUUUAUUCGUAUUUUGUAAAGAACCAUAUAGUGUUAUCUAUUAUAAUAUCAAGAAAAAUGCUGUGAGAAGAGUAUACAUAGAAGGAAUAUUCACAGAGCUGAAGGAACCACUUUGGGAUAAAGAUUCAUAUCAUUGCACAUUCUCUGUCUUCCCUGCUCAGAUUGAUAAUCUCAUGUUUCUCUAAGAGUGCUCGUCGCUCUUAUCUCCAUUGAAAUGUUUGUUCGUAAGUAUAUACUAUCAUUGGUAUUGUCUGUGGUUUUGAUUAGUGUUGCAUCUGGUUAAUCAUCAUAUGUGGCCUCUCUGUAUUAAAGUUGUGUAUUGUUGUCUCAUCUUCUUGGUUAAGAUCCAAAGUUUCUUAUAAGAAUAAUUUCUUUAAUUA